Molecule: messenger RNA, 9069 nt
Organism: Closterium sp. Yama58-4
Lineage: Eukaryota; Viridiplantae; Streptophyta; Zygnematophyceae; Desmidiales; Closteriaceae
Source: the annotation of a GenBank genome assembly
AUGCCGCGCGCGGCGCGGCGAUUUGGACGCCUGGUCGCACUCGUCGCAUGGGUCGCCGGAUGGGUCGCACUGGCCGUGUGGAUAGGGCUGUACACGCGGCGAGCGGCCGAAGCCCCGCGACAGACGGCGAUCGCCAACUGGUGCGCGGAGCGCGUUCGAUACCUUCACGCGGAGUUCGACUCGAAUGUGAAACAAGUGGAGAUUUUGGCGGGUCUGGUCAACCAAUUCAACGGGUUCAGCGCGACUCCGGGCAACAUGUCGUACUGGGGCUACUCGGGCUGCGUGGAUAAGGUCACGUGGGAGGUGCACCGUGCGGUUACCGGUUUCGCCAGGCCGUGGGUCACUUCGCUGUGGGGCGGUGUUAUCGCGGAUAAAGAUAGGCCAUGGGUAGAAGAGCAGCUGGGUUGCCAGUUCCGCUCCCCCAACGGCUCCCUCGCGCCCAGGAAUCCAUGGUACAGCAUCAACUUCUUCGCCUUCAAGUCCAUAUUCGGCCUGAGCGCGUGCCUGGACUUUGGCGCGGCCUUCCCCGCGCAGAUGGCGCAGAUGAUCGCCACCGGCCGCGCCGUCAGCUCCCCCGCUGUGCUUGCCCCCAACGGACGGCUGGGAUUCUUGUACGCGUUUCCAAUGUUCCGAAAGCCGAUAGCUGAGGGGGCGAGCAGGGAGGAGGUGGAGGCGAGUGUGGCGGGGUUCAUCGGUUGCGGGCUGGAUGUGGGGCUGCUGGUUUCUCAUGCCCUGGUCGACGUGCUGCACAACGGUGAGUUGCGGUGCAGAGUGGUGCAGAGCGGUGCAACGCUAUGCAGAGCGGUAGACGUCGCCGAGCCGUUCCCCGAGCCUGUCGUGGGCCGGCAGAUCCAAGCCUACUGCUCGCACCUCGUGCCGGGAAGCUCCUGGGCGCUCCUCUACGCGCCGCUCCUCCUCUCCCUCCUCGUCCUCCUCGUCUCCGCCCUCCUCUCUGUGAUAAUCCUCGUUCUUCGGCGGAAAGGCGCGGCAAUCAGAGAAGAAAUGCGCGCUGCAGAGGAGUACACUCUCCUCUUGGAGCGCGCGGAGCGCGCCAAAAGCGAGAGCAUCGCGUGUUUGAGCCAUGAUCUGCGCACACCUUUCAACGGCAUGCUGGGGAUGAUGGAUGAGCUGCUGGACACGCAGCUGGAGGAGUGGCAGAUGCGGGAUGUGGUGGACGCGCGGACGUACGCGGCAUCGGUAAUCGGGCUGCUGAGCACCAUUCUGGAUUUAGCAAAACUCCAGGCGGAUAUGCUGGAGUUAGAUUCUGUGCCCUUCAGCCUGCAUCAGUGUCUGGAGACGGCUGCUCGCUCGCUCUUCUCCGACGCGCAAGACAGACACCUCGAAUGUGAGUCGAGUCCAGGGGAUGCUGGGGUGGGCAUGCUGGGGAUGAUGGGGGAUGCAAAACUCCAGGCGGAUAUGCUGGAGUUGGAUUCCGUGCCGUUCAGCCUGCACCAGUGUUUGGAAACGGCCGCUCGCUCGCUCUUCUCCGACGCACAAGACAGACACCUCGAAUCAGCAACCGCAGGAGAAGGGACAGGAGGAGGAAAACCAGCAGCAAUUUCUACAGCAACAGCAGCAGCAGCAGCAGCAGCAGCAGCAGCAGCAGCAGCAGCAGCAGCAGCAGCAGCAGCAGCAGCAGCAGCAGCAGCAGCAGCAGCAGCAGCAGCAGCAGCAGCAGCAGCAGCAGCAGCAGCAGCAGCAGCAGCAGCAGCAGCAGCAGCAGCAGCGGCAGGGGGAAGUAGUAGGGCAGAAACAGCAGCAAGGAGAGCAAAAGCAGGGGAGGAGGGAGAUGAGAGCGAGAGAGAAAGAGAAGAGGGGGAGGAUGAGGGGGAUGAGGAUGAGGAAGAGGAGGAGGAGGAUGAGGGGGAUGAGGAUGAGGAAGAGGACGAGGAGGAUGAGGGGGAUGAGGAUGAGGAAGAGGACGAGGAGGAUGAGGGGGAUGAGGAUGAGGAAGAGGACGAGGAGGAUGAGGGGGAUGAGGAUGAGGAAGAGGAGGAGGAGGAUGGGAAGGAGUUACGUGGAGGUAACCUGCCCCCCAGCAAUCAUCCAUCGAAAACCCCUUACAAGCCUCCUGAGUCAACCCAGUCAAGGCAGUCAACGGGUGCCACACUGGGGGUUUCAGGGGCACCGAGGGGGGGAACGGGGGGAGUGACGGGGGGAGAAAGGGAAACGGGGCAAAGAGUGGCGGCAAAGGAAGAGGAAGUGGUGGUGGUGAUGGUGUGUGAAGAUACGGGGUGUGGCAUUCCGUCUCAGGAGCUGCUUUGGGGUGCGAAGAAGGGGAUGCAUAGUGGUGGAGAGGUGUUGCAGGGGCAGGCAGAAUGGAGCCCGUAUCCUGUUCGAUUCCUCCUAUCCACUGGGCUGGUUCGUCUUAUGCGGGGAUCCAUGGGAGUGGCUUCAGAAGAGGGUGUAGGAACCACCAUCCUAGUCAGCCUGCCAAUGAGAGCGCGACACCUGGCAGGAGAAGACACCUCUCCUGUGGAUGAAGCCACGGUUGGGGAUGCCGGGCCUUGGCUGGAGGCUCGGCGAAGCGUUCUAGAAGCAGACGCGUUCGGCCCGGCGACAGGGUUUGGGUUCGGCAAGCGGGUGAUUUCCCACUGGCAGCACCAGCAGCGCCAUGGGGGGCGAGAAACGCCGCCACCGUCCCCCACCACUCCGCACCCCUCCUCCUUCCCUUCGAGCUCGUCCGGCGGCCCAUCGGUUUCCCCGCCGCCUGCACUGCUUCCCACACCGCUGCCGCUGCCGCUCCCAUCGCCGCACCCAACGCCACACCUGCCUACCGCACCAGACCCACUGCUACCCAUGCCGCAUCCGCUUCCCACGUCAGACUCGCUUCCCACGCCGCGGCCGCUGCCGCAGCUGCCUCCGAGUGUGUCUCUCCCGCCGCUGGUGCUGACGGGGAGGAGUGCGUGUGAGGUGGUGCAGGCACGGGCAGCCGGGUUUAGCGACGUGCUUUCACGCCCAUGGAUGGCCAGCGAUGCUGCUCGCCUGCUGCAAGAGGUAUGCAUGUUAGGUGCAUCAGGUAGGGAUGGUGCCUGGGGUGCAUCAGACAGGGGUGCUGGGGUGCUGACGGGGAGGAGUGCGUGUGAGGUGGUGCAGGCUAGAGCAGCUGGGUUUAGCGACGUUCUCGCUCGCCCAUGGAUGGCCAGUGAUGCUGCCCGCCUGCUGCAAGAGGUAGGCAUGUUAGUUGCAUCAGGUGGGGGUGGUGCUGGGGUGCUGUCCGGGAGGAGUGCGUGUGAGGAAGUGCAGGCACGGCUUGGAGUAUGCAUCGGCAGUACUAACUGUGCUGGGGAGGAGGGGCGUGCUGGGGAGGAGGGGCGUGCUGGGGAGGAGGGGCGUGCUGGGGAGGAGGGGCGUGCUGGGGAGGAGGGGCGUGCUGGGGAGGAGGGGCGUGCUGGGGAGGAGGGGCGUGCUGGGGAGGAGGGGCGUGCUGGGGAGGAGGGGCGUGCUGGGGAGGAGGGGCGUGCUGGGGAGGAGGGGCGUGCUGGGGAGGAGGGGCGUGCUGGGGAGGAGGGGCGUGCUGGGAGGCUGGGGGGAGGGGGGCGUGCUGGGGAGGAGGGCGUGCUGGGAGGAGGGGCGUGCUGGGGAGGAGGGGCGUGCUGGGGAGGGGGCGUGCUGGGGAGGAGGGGCGUGCUGGGGAGGAGGGGCGUGCUGGGGAGGAGGGGCGUGCUGGGAGGAGGGGGUGCUGGGGAGGAGGGGCGAGCUGGGAGGAGGGGCGUGCUGGGAAGGAGGGGGCGUGCUGGGGAGGAGGGGCGUGCUGGGGAGGAGGGGCGUGCUGGGGAGGGGGGGGGCGCGUGCUGGGGAGGAGGGGCGUGCUGGGGAGGAGGGGUGUGCUGGGGAGGAGGGCGUGCUGGGAAGGAGGGGCGUGCUGGGAAGGAGGGGCGUGCUGGGGAGGAGGGGGCUGGGGAGGAGGGGCGUGCUGGGGAGGAGGGGGUGCUGGGGAGGAGGGGCGUGCUGCUGGGGAGGAGGGGAGGGGCGUGCUGGGGAGGAGGGGCGUGCUGGGGAGGAGGGGGUGUGCGGAAGGAGGGGCGUGCUGGGAAGGAGGGGCGUGCUGGGGAGGAGGGGCGUGCUGGGAAGGAGGGGCGUGCUGGGAAGGAGGGGCGUGCUGGGGGGGAGGGGCGUGCUGGGGAGGAGGGGCGUGCUGGGGAGGAGGGGCGUGCUGGGGAGGAGGGGUGUGCUGGGAAGGAGGGGUGUGCUGGGAAGGAGGGGCGUGCUGGGGAGGAGGGGCGUGCUGGGGAGGAGGGGCGUGCUGGGGAGGAGGGGCGUGCUGGGAAGGAGGGGUGUGCUGGGAAGGAGGGGUGUGCUGGGAAGGAGGGGCGUGCUGGGAAGGAGGGGCGUGCUGGGGAGGAGGGGCGUGCUGGGGAGGAGGGGCGUGCUGGGGAGGAGGGUGUGUGCUGGGAAGGAGGGGCGUGCUGGGAAGGAGGGGCGUGCUGGGAGGAGGGGCGUGCUGGGAAGGAGGGGCGUGCUGGGAAGGAGGGGCGUGCUGGGAAGGAGGGGCGUGCUGGGAAGGAGGGGCGUGCUGGGAAGAGGGGUGUGCUGGGAAGGAGGGGUGUGCUGGGAAGGAGGGGUGUGCUGGGAAGGAGGGGUGUGCUGGGAAGGAGGGGCGUGCUGGGAAGGAGGGGUGUGCUGGGAAGGAGGGGCGUGCUGGGAAGGAGGGGCGUGCUGGGAAGGAGGGGCGUGCUGGGAAGGAGGGGCGUGCUGGGAAGGAGGGGCGUGCUGGGAAGGAGGGGUGCUGGGAAGGAGGGGGUGUGCUGGGAAGGAGGGUGUGCUGGGAAGGAGGGGUGUGCUGGGAAGGAGGGGCGUGCUGGGAAGGAGGGGCGUGCUGGGAAGGAGGGGCGUGAGGAGGGGCGUGCUGGAAGGAGGGGCGUGCUGGGAAGGAGGGGUGUGCUGGGGAGGAGGGGCGUGCUGGGGAGGAGGGGCGUGGGGGGUGGGGGGGAGGGGGCGUGCUGGGGAGGAGGGGCGUGCUGGGGAGGAGGGGCGUGCUGGGGAGGAGGGGCGUGCUGGGGAGGAGGGGCGUGCUGGGAAGGAGGGGCGUGCUGGGAAGGAGGGGCGUGCUGGGGAGGAGGGGCGUGCUGGGGAGGAGGGGCGUGCUGGGGAGGAGGGGGCGUGCUGGGGAGGAGGGGCGUGCUGGGGAGGAGGGGCGUGCUGGGAGGAGGGGUGUGCUGUGUGAGGGAAGGAGGGGCGUGCUGGGAAGGAGGGGUGUGCUGGGGAGGAGGGGCGUGCUGGGGAGGAGGGGCGUGCUGGGGAGGAGGGGCGUGCUGGGGAGGAGGGGUGUGCUGGGAAGGAGGGGGGCGUGCUGGGAGGAGGGGUGUGCUGGGGAGGAGGGGCGUGCUGGGGAGGAGGGGCGUGCUGGGGAGGAGGGGCGUGCUGGGGAGGAGGGGCGUGCUGGGGAGGAGGGGUGUGCUGGGAAGGAGGGGCGUGCUGGGAAGGAGGGGCGUGCUGGGAGGAGGGGCGUGCUGGGGAGGAGGGGCGUGCUGGGGAGGAGGGGCGUGCUGGGGAGGAGGGGCGUGCUGGGGAGGAGGGGCGUGCUGGGGAGGAGGGGCGUGCUGGGGAGGAGGGGGGUGCUGGGAAGGAGGGGCGUGCUGGGGAGGGAGGGGCGUGCUGGGGAGAGGGGGGCGUGCUGGGAGGAGGGGCGUGCUGGGGAGGAGGGCGUGCUGGGGAGGAGGGGGGCGUGCUGGGAAGGAGGGGCGUGCUGGGAAGGAGGGGCGUGCUGGGGAGGAGGGGCGUGCUGGGGAGGAGGGGCGUGCUGGGGAGGAGGGGCGUGCUGGGGAGGAGGGGCGUGCUGGGGAGGAGGGGCGUGCUGGGGAGGAGGGGCGUGCUGGGGAGGAGGGGCGUGCUGGGAAGGAGGGGUGUGCUGGGAAGGAGGGGUGUGCUGGGAAGGAGGGGCGUGCUGGGAAGGAGGGGCGUGCUGGGGAGGAGGGGCGUGCUGGGGAGGAGGGGCGUGCUGGGGAGGAGGGCGUGCUGGGAAGGAGGGGCGUGCUGGGAAGGAGGGGCGUGCUGGGAAGGAGGGGUGUGCUGGGAAGGAGGGGUGUGCUGGGAAGGAGGGGUGUGCUGGGAAGGAGGGGCGUGCUGGGAAGGAGGGGCGUGCUGGGAAGGAGGGGCGUGCUGGGAAGGAGGGGGCGUGCUGGGAAGGAGGGGCGUGCGGGAAGGAGGGGUGUGUGUGGGAAGGAGGGGUGUGCUGGGAAGGAGGGGUGUGCUGGGAAGGAGGGGCGUGCUGGGAAGGAGGGGCGUGCUGGGAAGGAGGGGCGUGCUGCUGGAGGAGGGGCGUGCUGGGGAGGAGGGGCGUGCUGGGAAGGAGGGGUGUGCUGGGAAGGAGGGGCGUGCUGGGGAGGAGGGGCGUGCUGGGGAGGAGGGGCGUGCUGGGGAGGAGGGGCGUGCUGGGGAGGAGGGGCGUGCUGGGGGGGAGGGGCGUGCUGGGGAGGAGGGGCGUGCUGGGAAGGAGGGGCGUGCUGGGAAGGAGGGGCGUGCUGGGGAGGAGGGGCGUGCUGGGGAGGAGGGGCGUGCUGGGGAGGAGGGGCGUGCUGGGGAGGAGGGGCGUGUGCUGGGGAGGAGGGGUGUGCUGGGGAGGAGGGGCGUGCUGGGAAGGAGGGGCGUGCUGGGGAGGAGGGGCGCGUGCUGGGAGGAGGGGCGUGCUGGGGAGGAGGGGCGUGCUGGGGAGGAGGGGCGUGCUGGGAAGGAGGGGCGUGCUGGGGAGGAGGGGCGUGCUGGGGAGGAGGGGCGUGCUGGGGAGGAGGGGCGUGCUGGGGAGGAGGGGCGUGCUGGGGAGGAGGGGUGUGCUGGGAAGGAGGGGGUGUGCUGGGAAGGAGGGGCGUGCUGGGAGGAGGGGCGUGCUGGGGAGGAGGGGGUGCUGGGGAGGAGGGGCGUGCUGGGAGGAGGGGCGUGCUGGGGAGGAGGGGCGUGCUGGGGAGGAGGGGUGUGCUGGGGAGGAGGGGUGUGCUGGGAGGAGGGGGGUGCUGGGGAGGAGGGGCGUGCUGGGGAGGAGGGGCGUGCUGGGGAGGAGGGGCGUGCUGGGGAGGAGGGGCGUGCUGGGGAGGAGGGGCGUGCUGGGGAGGAGGGGCGUGCUGGGAAGGAGGGGCGUGCUGGGAAGGAGGGGCGUGCUGGGAAGGAGGGGCGUGCUGGGAGGAGGGGCGUGCUGGGGAGGAGGGGCGUGCUGGGGAGGAGGGGCGUGCUGGGGAGGAGGGGCGUGCUGGGGAGGAGGGGCGUGCUGGGGAGGAGGGGCGUGCUGGGAGGGAGGGGCGUGCUGGGAAGGAGGGGCGUGCUGGGAAGGAGGGGUGUGCUGGGAAGGAGGGGUGUGCUGGGAAGGAGGGGGCGUGCUGGGGAGGAGGGGGCGUGCUGGGGAGGAGGGGCGUGCUGGGGAGGAGGGGUUGUGCUGGGAAGGAGGGGCGUGCUGGGAGGAGGGCGUGCUGGGAGGAGGGGCGUGCUGGGAAGGAGGGCGUGCUGGGAAGGAGGGGCGUGCUGGGAAGGAGGGGGCGUGCUGGGAAGGAGGGGCGUGCUGGGAAGGAGGGGUGUGCUGGGAAGGAGGGGUGUGCUGGGAAGGAGGGGUGUGCUGGGAAGGAGGGGUGUGCUGGAAGGAGGGGUGUGCUGGAAGGAGGGGUGUGCUGGGAAGGAGGGUGUGCUGGGGAGGAGGAGGUGUGCUGGGGAGGAGGGGCGUGCUGGGAAGGAGGGGUGUGCUGGGAAGGAGGUGUGCUGGGAAGGAGGGGCGUGCUGGGAAGGAGGGGCGUGCUGGGAAGGAGGGGUGUGCUGGGAAGGAGGGGUGUGCUGGGAAGGAGGGCGUGCUGGGAAGGAGGGGCGUGCUGGGAAGGAGGGGCGUGCUGGGAAGGAGGGGCGUGCUGGGAAGGAGGGGCGUGCUGGGAAGGAGGGGUGUGCUGGAAGGAGGGGUGUGCUGGGGAGGAGGGCGUGCUGGGCAGGAGGGGCGUGCUGGGAAGGAGGGGUGUGCUGGAAGGAGGGGGUGUGCUGGGGAGGAGGGGCGUGCUGGGGAGGAGGGGCGUGCUGGGGAGGAGGGGUGCUGGGGAGGAGGGGUGUGCUGGGGAGGAGGGGUGUGCUGGGAAGGAGGGGCGUGCUGGGAAGGAGGGGCGUGCUGGGAAGGAGGGGUGUGCUGGGAAGGAGGGGUGUGCUGGGAAGGAGGGGUGUGCUGGGAAGGAGGGGUGUGCUGGGAAGGAGGGGUGUGCUGGGGAGGAGGGGGGGUGUGCUGGGAAGGAGGGGUGUGCUGGGAAGGAGGGGUGUGCUGGGAAGGAGGGGUGUGCUGGGAAGGAGGGGUGUGCUGGGGAGGAGGGGUGUGCUGGGAAGGAGGGGUGUGCUGGGGAGGAGGGGUGUGCUGGGAAGGAGGGGUGUGCUGGGAAGGAGGGGUGUGCUGGGGGGAGGGGCGUGCUGGGGAGGAGGGGCGUGCUGGGGAGGAGGGCGUGCUGGGGAGGAGGGGCGUGCUGGGGAGGAGGGGCGUGCUGGGGGUGGGGAUGGGCGUGCUGGGGGGGGGGAGGGGCGUGCUUGGGGGGGGGGGAGGGGCGUGCUGGGGGGGGGGAGGGGCGUGCUUGGGGGGGGGAUGGGCGUGCUUGGGGGAGGGGAGGGGCGUGCUGGGGGAGGGAUGCAUCAGCAAGACUAAGGGACAUGCUGGCGGGCAGGGAGGUGCUGGUGGUGGAUGACAACGCCGUCAACCGCCUCGUGGCCCGGAAGAGAGCUUCCUUACCCCUCUCCUCCCUUCCCUUUCCCCUCUCUCCCCUUUUCUUUCCCCCAUUUUCCUGUCAGAUUUUCGCCCCGCCUGCAGCUCCCUCUGCGCCCAGCGCGCAGGCAGAGGCCUCAGAGCAACGGGACGACCUUCCACAGCAACUGCUUUCCCGGCUCGCCCUGGAAGACGCAUCGGCCGUGUUAAGAUCCAUGCUGGCCGGCAGGGAGGUGCUGGUGGUGGAUGACAACGCCGUCAACCGCCUCGUGGCCCGGAAGAGCCUCGUGGGGCUGGGGCGCGCGUGGAGCUGGCUGCCAGUGGGGAGCUGGCGCUGCAGCGCUUACUGCACCCCCACUCGUUUGUGCUCGCCCUCGUGGACAUCAACAUGCCUCCAGGAAUCGACGGGUGAGUUUUGA